UCCCCCUGCGUGUGCCUCUCAGUGUUACUGUAGCUGGUUGUCAGGAGGAGGAAUGAGGCUCUCAGCAGUGCUGUGCAGUGUGACAAGCUCCUGGUAAAAGCCAACAUCUCUCAGCUCUGUCACUUUCCAGCCUGCUGCAAAGAGACCAGCAGGAAGAGAAAUAAUGCACAGAGAAAAGGGCAUUUUGCUCCCAUCCACCCUCUCCACACAUUGAUGCUGUUAAUGCACCUUCUUGUUGGCAGCUUUCUCUGUCCGGACAGCCAAAGGGGGGGCUUUAAAGGCUACAGCUUGUCUCCAUUCUGGGGGAUUUAUUUACACUGCUUCGGCUGGCUGCUGCUUCUUCACCAUUGCAACAGGAAAAAGAAAAGGGACCUGAAUGAGGUGUGGGGGGAUUGUCAAGAUGGCUACAGCAGGAGCAAGGAGGUUAUGUGCUUAGUGCCUGAUCACAGAUACAGACAGGACCUCUCUGCAGACUGGGAUAUCACAGAUUAUUCACAAAUCUAGAGACCUGGAUUUUUGCGAAGAGUUCAUUUUUAGGCGAGGAAUGGACCUUUAAAUCCUGUUGGGAUGGUAUUUUAACUCUGCUGGAUGGGGGAUUUCAUGACCACAUGUGAACUUGCAUUUUCAGCCCUUUCUGCACAAGCAGUGUCCUUUUAAAAAAAACAAAAAAAAAUCCAGAGUGAGCAGGGGGAGCUCUGUGUAUAAAGGGAGCUCUGUGAAGGUCCCCUCUGAGACCAGGGCAAAGGAUUGACCUCUCUAUAUGCAGUGAGUGGAGUUGCAUGGAUGUCUUUUAUCUGCUGCUGGUUGUCUGUGAACGCUGUAUAUCCCAUGCCCUCUGUGGAGAGCUGGGCACUUUAAACAGGCAUGGGACCAGUCUGAAUAUAUCUUCCACUGGGGCCAGGGGCACGAUUUCCGUAUGUGCUGCAAGUGGGCUCAGUGCUGGGGGUUCACACUGUGUACACUAAUAGACCGUACCAUAAUUCAUUGGGUGCAGCGUGGGAUUUAGUGCAUAGCUGGGUAUGUGCACCCACUGAAGUGUAUUGUAUUUUAUUUUUAAUUCUUCAUUUUGUUUUCUGCGUUCACGUUAAUUUGUGGAUUUUUGUUUCACAGCACAGGGUAUACCGUUUCUGACAUUUUUGGGUGCUUGAGGUUGGAGGGGUCUGACAUUAUGGCUGAAGCCUCCCCCUCCUCCUCGGUGUCCCCAAUGGGGGAUCUGGAUAUUGACCCGGACUUUGAGCCUCAGAGCCGGCCCCGCUCUUGCACAUGGCCCAUGCAGAGACCGGACUCGCAGGACAGCCCGGCUAAGCCUAGAAGCGGUGACACUGGGGACUCGUCUUCCAUGAUCCCGGAGGAAGAGGAUGAUGAAGAAGAGGUGUCAACAGCUUCCGCGUCUGGAGCCGGAGAGCCUGGAGAGAGAGGCACAGUGGUGCUGGUUACUGGGGGUGAAGCGGGGACCAUGACAGUAGUUGCCACUCCGGUUUGUGGUGCGGACCUGGCGCAGGCUACAUUGGCUGGGGCAGCAGGAUCCCUGAGCGCAGCGGCCGGGCAGCAACAGAGGAAGUGUUCGUCCCGAAGGAAUGCAUGGGGCAACAUGUCCUAUGCCGACCUCAUCACCAGGGCAAUUGAGAGCUCCCAGGACAAGAGGCUUACCCUGUCCCAAAUCUAUGACUGGAUGGUCCGCUCUGUACCCUACUUCAAGGACAAGGGGGACAGCAACAGCUCCGCAGGGUGGAAGAAUUCAAUACGGCAUAACUUGUCCUUGCACAGCAGAUUUAUUAGAGUUCAGAAUGAAGGCUCAGGAAAAAGCUCAUGGUGGGUGAUUAAUCCCGAAGGUGGAAAAGGUGGUAAGGCACCUAGAAGAAGAGCGGUGUCAAUGGACAAUAGUAACAAGUACACAAAGAGCCGGGGUAGGGCAGCAAAGAAAAAGGCAUCCCUGCAGGGCACUCAGGAUGUGACAGAUGAUAGCCCUCAACUUACUAAGUGGCCAGGGAGCCCAACAUCACGCAGCAGCGACGAAUUGGAUGCCUGGACAGAUUUUCGCUCCCGUACAAACUCAAAUGCCAGUACAAUAAGUGGCCGAUUGUCACCUAUUCCAGCUAACACUGAGCUUGAUGAGGUUCCGGAUGAGGAAUUACCCUUGUCUCCCAUGCUUUAUAGCAGCCCAGGCAGUCUAUCGCCAUCUUUAAGUAAACCAUGCACAGUGGAGUUGCCCAGAAUAACUGAUAUGACUGGAACCAUGAACUUAAAUGAUGGACUAUCAGAAAACAUUAUGGAAGACUUGCUGGAUGACAUUUCCCUGACUCCCUCUCAACAGACAUCUCCUGGAGCCCACAUGCAGAGAAGUUCAAGCUUUACUUAUGGCACUAAGGGCUCUCCAUCUAGCAGCUUCAAUAACACUAGUAGCUUCAACUUUCCUUUGACCUCCCUGCGUCAGUCUCCAAUGCAAACCAUCCAAGAGAACAAGCCAGCAAUGUUUUCUACCUUGAAUCAUUACAGCAACCAGUCUCUACAGGAUCUGCUAACCACUGACUCACUCAGCCAUAGUGAUGUACUAAUGACACAAUCUGAUCCACUCAUGUCCCAAGCCAGUACUGCCAUCACUGCUCAGAAUUCACGAAGGAAUAUCAUUCUAAGAAAUGACCCUAUGAUGUCUUGUGCGGCCCCAUCCAGCCAAGGGGGAAGCCUUGUUAAUCAGAACUUGCUCCACCACCAGCACCAGUCCCAUAACUCUUUUAUUGGUGGAAGCCGUGCCUUGUCAAACAGCAUAAGCAACAUUGGCUUAAAUGAUAGUAACAACCUUGACUCAUCCAAACACCAGCAACAGUCGUCGGUCAGUCAUUCUAUGCAAACCAUCUCAGACACACUCUCAGGUUCCUUGUACUCCACAGGCAUGAACCUCUCAGUACUAAGUCAUGAAAAGUUCCCAACCGAUUUGGACCUUGACAUUUUCAAUGGGAGCUUGGAAUGUGACAUGGAGACUAUCAUUCGCAAUGAACUGAUGGAUGCAGAUGGGCUGGAUUUUAACUUUGACUCCCUCAUCUCAUCUCAGAAUGUCAGUCUAACUGUGGGAAACUUCACAGGUGCUAAGCAGACAUCGCAUAGUUGGGUUCCAGGAUGAUGAAAGGAAAAUAGAGCUUGCCAGGCCCAGGAACUGACAAGAGAGCCUAAAAUUGAAACCCUUUGCCAAAACUGCUGUCAGCAAGCGGGCAGUGACAUUGUUUACAACUUAUGACCUUUUCAUGAAACUGCACCACUUUCUUCAGCUUUCAAAGACUGUUAGAAGCAGACCCUUUCUCCAUAUGUAAAAGUCCUUCCAGGAUUUUAUUAUCAUUUAUUGGUUUGGUUUUUGUUUUCCUUCCUUCAAGCUCCUUUUUCAAGUAUGCAAAAUCUUCUGCAUGGGAUGGUGAAGUCACCCAACGUGGAGAUCUCAAUAUCAUGGUCUCUUGAACACAAUGUCACCUUUUACAGUGCAGUUUGGCCCAAAUGUCCCAGGUGGUAAAUUCUUCCCCACCAGCUCUUAAUAUUCAAUAUGGUAUUAAUAUCUUUAACUCAUUAAGCACCAGAGGGAUACCAAGACAAGUUUGGCACUCGGAAAAAAAGAAAAGUGAUAUCGUUUUCCUUUUAAUCCCUUUGAGGAUUGUAUACAUUUUUGUGUUGGGUUAUGUUCUGUCCCCUCUCCUCUUGGUUAUUAUUCUCCAUCAGUACAUGCAUUCAGAUAAGCUAAAUGAUGACUCGAUGUUAACAUUCUUCUUCCACAUCCCUUUCUGUUAGAAAACACCAUUUCCCAUGAAAAAAAAAGGCUUUACUUUAACAUUUUUUACAUUUUCAUUUCCGUUUGAAACCUACAUGUAUUUUUAUGAAAAGAUGAGGCAAUUCAGGGAUAAAUGUGUUGCUGACAUGGUACUACUUCCUGUCACCCCCAUUCAGAUGUAUACUGCUGUAUUUUACUUAUAUGAACAGUGGAGUUUUUAGUCUUUUUUUUCCCCCUUACUACUAUAGUUUUAUGCAGUUUCAAGUUAGUUUGUUGUUUUUGUUUAGUUUUUUUACAUGUUCGCAAAGGGUUUAUAAAGACAAGCAUUUGCCAGACAGUGUAGGCUUUUAAACAAUGCUGUGUGUGUGUGUGUCUACCACCCACAGCUAAAUUUCUUGUACAGAUGUGUUUGUACAUGCACUGGCACACUGGCACUACACGUGUCUUCCAUUGCCCACUUACAUCUUAGAAUGACCCAUAGUGCAAGUGGAAAGCCAGAUAUGAGUGGCAGAAUGGUCAUACAUUAAUUUUCAUUAACCUAUGCCAGUAGAGUACGAAUGGGUGAAUGAACAUUGACGUUUCAUUAAGAAAGCACCGUGUUGUUGUAAAGACCCUUCCAAAGUAUACAUUAGCAUGUCUGAGUUUGUUUUGGAUGGGCUUGUUUAUUUUAGGAGGGAUUGGGGGGGCAUGGACAGCGGGAUAUUUCUCCCCUCUUUUUAUUUCGUGUGUAUGAAUUGCGUGUAGGCCGUGGGAAAAGAAGGCAAGGUGUAAAAAAAUAAAAAACACAACACAAAUGGUACAUCAUUGCAAUUUGGUAUGAAGUACAGAAACUUUGAAUUUACAGAUGUAUAACUACUGUAUUUCUUGACAGUGCUAUAUGAAGACUUUUUUCCCUUUUGCAUUUAUGGCAUUAUGAAUAUAAAUAUAUAAAUAUAUUUUGUUAUGUACAGAGAUGAAUCAUUAUGCAUGGGUGUUAGGAAAAAGAAAAAAAAAAAACAUAAAGCAAGUUAGCAUUUCAUCCAAAGGUUUUAGAGCAUGUGUUCCCAUGGUGACCUAAUUACCAUGGAAUUGUGUACUUGUUCCCCCCAUCUCUCCCCAUUUAAUACUAAUUUCAACCAAUGACAACUACUGAGUUUCUUCCAGAUCCCAUAUUCACCCCGACAUUUGGAGAAUCUAAAAUCUCACUGCAUCAAGUCUGCUGGGAAUUUUUCAUGUGUACUGUAAUCAUCACACACGUAUGUGCCUUUAUUUGUGAUAGAUUUUAUUUGAGCACCACCUCCAGUCAAGUGUCCCUGUAGAUUAUGGCUCAUUUCUUAAAGCGGCAUGCUUGUCUCAAAAUACCAGUGCACACAGUAAAUGAGAUAUGUAGCACAUUUUAACAGAAAGAAAGAAAAUAGGCUUGUGUUUGAUCAUUUAUAUCUUGGCCUAGUGUUUACACAAAAAAAAAUCUGCGUUGUUAUUUAGCUUGUGGUUGAAUGUCGGGUAAAAGAAUACAAAUCCCAAGUUUAGUGAUGGCAUAGCAGGUCUAGUAACCUAACAGGUCAGUUAUUACAGGUCUAGCUAUUCUCUUAUUUAUGUCUUUGAUGGCCACGUCCACUGAAAUCAUCGUGGAUCAGACAUGAUCACAACAGUGGAGGUAAAGGUUCUAAUUUUUUUUUUUAACUCCUGUACUAAUCAAAUUUUUGAUCUGAUGAGUAAAUUAACUAUUAAGAGCAGCAUUUUUUUUUAACUUCAGCACCAUACUUUAAUCGUAGCAGUAGGCAGGCUUUAGCUAUUUUAGUUUAUAGUGUUUUCCAUGUAUGGUCAUUUAAUUAUGAAUUAAGAGCAUGUUGGGCCCACCGUGUUUGGGGUGUAGCCAUAGUGAUUCCUUUUACCAAAGCAAAGUCAAUCAACCCCUAUCUUUUUUUUUUAUUUUGUUUAUUUUUCUAGAGUACACAGAGGUGUGUGGUAGCUUGUUUCUGACAUUGUAAACUGUGAAUUGAUUGGUGCAUAUAGAGAAUCUCCUCUCUUUGUAAAGUGAAUCUGUUUGUUAACUUUCAACAUGUAAAAUGCACUUGUCUGCUUUAAUCUACCAUCUGUCAGAUAUUUUAUUGUAAUUAUUUCUCAAUAGAAAAUACUGAUAGCAGUCCAAUGAACUUCAGAGCAGCCAUGCUCAUAACUCA
This is a messenger RNA of Pelobates fuscus (common spadefoot toad), 5913 nucleotides long. It is a transcript of the gene FOXO3, whose product is annotated as forkhead box O3. NCBI's taxonomy places the organism in Eukaryota, Metazoa, Chordata, Amphibia, Anura, Pelobatidae. Bases 1169 to 3118 code for a protein of 649 amino acids. The transcript has 3 exons. Gene Ontology annotation, molecular function: RNA polymerase II cis-regulatory region sequence-specific DNA binding; DNA-binding transcription factor activity, RNA polymerase II-specific. The record is from RefSeq and is a predicted model, not a curated record. Gene Ontology annotation, biological process: regulation of transcription by RNA polymerase II. Gene Ontology annotation, cellular component: mitochondrial matrix; nucleus.